This is a messenger RNA of Penicillium angulare, 834 nucleotides long. RefSeq names its product DNA 5'-adenosine monophosphate hydrolase. Lineage: Eukaryota; Fungi; Ascomycota; Eurotiomycetes; Eurotiales; Aspergillaceae. Gene Ontology annotation, molecular function: double-stranded RNA binding; mismatched DNA binding; DNA 5'-adenosine monophosphate hydrolase activity. The transcript has 2 exons. The record is from RefSeq and is a predicted model, not a curated record. The coding region runs from base 1 to 834 and encodes 277 amino acids. Gene Ontology annotation, cellular component: nucleus. Gene Ontology annotation, biological process: double-strand break repair; single strand break repair.
AUGUCUGGAAAUCAAGGAGACAGCGAACUCUCACCAGAAGAGAUCAAACCUGGUGGUUCGGAGAAGAGAGAUGCCUUCACAGAACUCCUUUCCUCCCGACCCAAGCAGCGAAAACCUUCUCCGGAAAAACUAUCUAAGCCUCAUACAUCCUCUUUGAGAAAUCCCAAAUCUUUUUCAGCGCGCGACGGACUGGGCGCUUAUAUCGCAAACCCCGAGAGCUAUCCGUCAAGUGUAGUGAUAUCUCACGAUUCGAAUUUCGUCGCAAUCCAUGAUAUGUUCCCCAAGUCCUCGCUGCAUCUCCUUCUCCUCCCUCGCGACCAAACAAAAACCCAUCUCCAUCCAUUCGACGCCUUCGAAGACGCCGAGUUCCUCGCCAAGGUAAAGGCACAGGUCUAUAAGCUACGCUCUCAUGCCGCUGCAGAGUUACGACGUAAGUACGGGAAGUGCUCUGCACAAGAGCAAGCUAGGCAAGAAGCGCUGAGUUUGGAGCCACCACCAGACGAAUUGCCGGCAGGGCGAGACUGGGAGAAAGAGAUUAUAUGUGGUGUCCACGCGGUCCCGUCGAUGAACCACCUACAUGUGCAUGUUAUUGCGGUAGAUAGGUAUAGCGAGCGGCUUAAGCAUCGGAAGCACUACAACAGCUUUGCGACGCCUUUCUUGGUGCCGAUUGGGGAUUUCCCUCUGGCGCCAGAUGAUGAACGAAGACAUCCUACACGGGAAGGUUAUCUAAAGCGUGAUUUCGUAUGCUGGCGCUGCGGGAAGGGGUUUGGGAAUAAGUUUGUGGAGUUGAAGAAGCAUCUAGAACAAGAGUUUGAGGAAUGGAAGAGACUUUAA